AAAUUCCAUGUAUAAGUUUUGUCCUUGUCGUAUAUAUCGUAUCAGAAACAAAGUUUGAGUGAAAAAACCAAAAUAUUUGCCGCAAAAACGCAGCCGGAUUUUAUCAUCGGUCGUCAGAAAACGAUAUUAUAACUUUGAGCUAGGAAAGCAAUGGCAUGGAGAGGACAUCUUUCAAAGAACAUAAAAGAGCUUCGGUUUUUGAUGUGCCAGACAUCUCCUGCAAGCUCAUCUGCAAGGGCAUUUGUUGAAAAGAAUUAUAAGGAACUAAAGACAUUGAACCCAAAAUUGCCGAUAUUGAUCCGUGAAUGCAGUGGAGUAGAACCCCAAUUAUGGGCAAGAUAUGAUUUGGGCGUUGAGAAAGGCAUUAAACUGGAAGGCAUGACAGAGCCACAGAUUUUUAAGGUACUUGAAGAUAUGGUAAAAGCAGGGGAGUCUUUUAAAGUUUGAUAUGGAUGCUUAUAUUCACUGUAUGAAUUGGAAUAAAUGUUAUGUUGCACUUGUUAUCUAAGUGUGACUUUUGGUCAUUUCAAGAAUGAACCUGUUGAGUUUAAGUUGAAGCUGUCAGUUAUGCAUUGUUAGAACAUUUAUCUGCGAGAUAUUUAUUCAAAACACGGAUUAAAUCUAUCUAAUUGGAUUCAUAUGAUUAUUCUCAGUGAAAUGUUGACUUGCUGAUGUCA
This is a messenger RNA of Cicer arietinum (chickpea), 677 nucleotides long. Its product is annotated as NADH dehydrogenase [ubiquinone] 1 alpha subcomplex subunit 2-like. NCBI's taxonomy places the organism in Eukaryota, Viridiplantae, Streptophyta, Magnoliopsida, Fabales, Fabaceae. Gene Ontology annotation, cellular component: respiratory chain complex I. The record is from RefSeq and is a predicted model, not a curated record.